Messenger RNA from Scomber scombrus (Atlantic mackerel), 2382 nucleotides. It is a transcript of the gene arhgef37, whose product is annotated as Rho guanine nucleotide exchange factor (GEF) 37. The transcript has 13 exons. Gene Ontology annotation, molecular function: guanyl-nucleotide exchange factor activity; protein binding. The record is from RefSeq and is a predicted model, not a curated record. NCBI's taxonomy places the organism in Eukaryota, Metazoa, Chordata, Actinopteri, Scombriformes, Scombridae. The coding region runs from base 1 to 2382 and encodes 793 amino acids. Gene Ontology annotation, cellular component: cytoplasm.
AUGGAGGUUCCCAGGAGGCCUCAGACGUCCUCCUUCACGCUGCCUCUUCGUAAACCAGCGUCCCCCGCUGGUAUGUCUCCCCUCGGCGCUAUAGAGAAGGUCACCAAGAAAGAUCCAACGAAAGAAAAGCUCCAGGAGAAGAACGAUGGAACCACAGAGAAAGAUUCAGAGUUUGGAGAAGAGACAUUCAGUCCAGAGGAGGAUUCGGGUGUGUCCGUGUUUGUGGAAGCACCGGACGAGACCUCAGAACUCGGAGAGGAAAAUAUUUCCACCGCUGACUCAAAAGUGAGACUUUCCUCACAGGAUAGUUUCUCAGGGGAGAGCUUGAAAUCGGAGGAGAGGUUGGCAGAGGAGUCAAAAGAGGUCAAAAAGAAGAAGGAGGAGGAGGAAGCGGAGGCUAAAGAGAGAGCUGCUAUGAGACAGCUGAUGGCCAUCCAGGAGCUGGUGCAGUCUGAGAGGAAUUACCUCCGACUGCUGCAGAUCAGCACCGUGACCAUCAGGAGCAACCUGCAGAAAAUACAGCCUCCUCUAGUCAACCUGGACAGCAUGUUUCUCUACAUCGAGGAGGUGAUUGACGUGUCGAGUCGACUCCUCAGCCUGCUGGACCAGAAGCAGGUUCAGCCUGGAGACCCUCUCUACCUGGAGACGCUCUGUGAUUCAUUCCUCAGCCUGUCUUCAGACAUCGAGGCAGCCUAUAAGGAAUACUUGGCCAACUACAACCACGUAACAGUGGCGGAGAACAACUACAAGCAGAAGGAGUCGCUCUGGAACGAUAUCGUCAGAGUCAUAAAGGCCUCAGCGCCUGACGUAAACGCCACCUCUGUGACGUUCUUCCUGGUGAUGCCGGUGCAGCGAAUAGCCCGCUACCCCCUCCUCCUGCAGACCAUCCAGAAACACACUGACAAAUCCCACCCGGCGUACUCACUCCUUGAGCAGACGGCUCACACCUCCAUCGCCUUGAACUGUCGCAUCAACGAGUACAAACGCUUCAGAGAAGUCGCUGACAAAUACAAGAAGACAGAAACGCUGACCAUCAAGGACAAGAUCAACCGCCUCAACAGCCACAGCAUCGCCAAGAAGACGGCGAGGCUCAGCCAGCACUUCAAACACGAAACCGGAAUAGCUGCCAGGCUGGUGGACGAGGAGUUUGACGCCUUGGAGGGUUUCUUUAACGUUUUGGAGGACGGCAUCUUGCAGCUCCUUGAGAACGUAGAGAUGUACCUGCUCCACUUACAGGCUUUCCUGUCCUGUAAAACCGAGGAGUUCGACCUGGACAUGGAUGGAGAGAAGGCGCCUAUUUGCUACAAAGAGAUCACCACCGCACUCAGACAGUGGAUCCUUCCUACAUUUGAAAAGAGACUGAGGACGUUGAUCCACAAGCCUCUCUGUGCGCUCCGUGACCUCCUGGUGGGCCCGAGGAACCUGAUCAGGAAGAGGCUAGACAAGCUGCUCGACUUCGAAGUGUUAGAGGCCAAAUCUAAUCUGAGCUACGAGGAACAAGCUGCGGCCAACACGUACAGGACGAUGAACACGUUGCUCCUUAACGAGCUUCCUCAGUUUAACGGUUUGGCUCUGCAGAUGAUCUGGAGCAUGUUGGGGACGUUCAGCUGUCUGCAUAAAGACCUCGCCUCAGACAUGGAGCAGCUCUUCCAGAGCUUUGCACAACAGCUUCCUCACAGCUCUCUGGACCCAGGUGCAUUUUGGGAAUGGGCGGAGUCCACAGUGCUGGCAGGCGCCAACAGACUGGAGACUUUGUGUCGAAGUGUGGAGGACACGCUCAAUGCACCGGUCGUUCAGCCUCUGAGCCCAUCUUUUCAGCGCCGUCUGAAGCAGCUGACCGAUAAACACGGUUCUGGAAAGAUCUACCAGGUGAUCGGCACGGUGGUGGCCAGCCGAGACCUGGACCUGAACCUGGCCAAAGGGGAGCUGGUGGCCAUCAUCAGUGAGGCCGAUACCCGCGGAGACAAACGGAGAUGGCUGGUCGACGCAGGAGGCAGAAGAGGUUACGCUCCUUCCUCAAAGCUGAUUCGUUAUCAUCAGCCGACGGAGGACCCGCCUCCUUCGCCACACCUGACCCUCCCUGAGGACGUGAUGCCAAUCAGGAGACACUCUUACACCCCGGAGAGCCGGCCGAUGGCGGUCAUGAGUCAGCCUUGCUUCCAGGUUUUUGCGGCUUAUGACUUCAUGGCGAGAGGAAGCCACGAAGUUUCUAUACGUGCUGGUGAGCCGGUUCGCGUCCUGGAGCCUCACGACAAGAGAGGGAGCCGUGAGUGGAGCCUGGUGGAGGCGAGAAGCGGGCAGAGAGGCUACGUGCCCUCCAACUAUCUCGCCAUCGUCCCUAUGGCGACGGCGCUGCCCGGCGCCUACCAGCCCUACUGCUAG